GGGAGACGCGGUCAAGCUUGAUGUGAUCAGGCUUGCUUUGGUCCAGCUAGGACUAACGUGUGAAAAGUGUUGAGGGGCUGAAGCUGCCUGGCGAACUUUACAUGGGUUGGAUUACUUAGAAAAAUUUUACAUGCCUGACCUCCAAGAUAGAUAUCAUCACCAAGGUUGCUACACUGUGUAAACAAUUACUGCUUGAGGAUAGACGCUUUACAGUGACAUUAUCGUUUCGAUUGAUUAACCAAAGAACCAAGUUCGAGCGAUGAUGUCCGGCAACACGGCCGCCAGCCUCCACAGCGGGCAAAGAGGCAAGAGCUUUGCAAUGGAAUACUUGCUCGGCGGCGGAGGUGGCAGUGGCGGCGGCGGGAAGGACGGCGGAGGUCCUGGUGGCGGGCCCUUGACGCCGCUAGGACUGAGUCUGCCGCAUUUGUACAACACGUGCCUCCUGCCGCACCUGCCCGGCCUGCCACCCCCGCUCCUGCCGUCGCUGCCGUAUCCCCCUCUGCACCACUACCCGCUGCCACCAGCCCUCGCCGCGGGGCUGCAGGGAGCGCUGCCCCCGCCUCUCUUAGGCCUGACGCCGCCGUCGCUCGGGGGCCGACACCUGGGGGACUUGGGCGUAGGGCGCAGGGACGGCCUCGGCAUGGACACGCCGCACAGCCCCGGCUCGGCAGGGGACCACACCAACACCUCCGACUCGGACCACCACGACCAUGACAAGUCAGACGACCUCGGCGAGGACUUAGAGAUCGACCCCGUGGAGAGCGACGAGGACGAGUCCAGCUCCCCGGCAGACAGGUCAUCGAGAACUGGCGAAGGGAGCGACGGACUCGGCGGCGCGGGCGUGGGCGGGGUCGGCAGCAAGUCCCGGCGGCGGCGCACGGCCUUCACGUCGGAGCAGCUGAUGGAGCUCGAGCGGGAGUUCCAGACCAAGAAAUACCUCACCCUCAGCGAGCGCUCGCACAUCGCCCAGACCUUGAAUCUGUCCGAGGUGCAAGUGAAAAUCUGGUUCCAAAACCGACGCGCCAAGUGGAAGCGAGUGAAGGCCGGUCUGGUCUCCGGGUCGGCCGCGGGGGGCAAGAACAGCGCGACGGGUCACAAGAUCAUCGUUCCCAUCCCCGUGCACGUGAAUCGCCUGUCCAAUCUGUCGCAGUCGCAGCAGAUGGAGAAGUCCAGCACGCCAGGAGUCCCCGCAGGAGGCACCGGCGGAGGCGGCGGCGGAGGAUCCACGCAGCUUCCCACGAUCAAGCCGAUUGAUCCCCAGUCCAGCAGCAUCCAAUCUCGGCGAUCUGCCUUCCAGGGCCUCCCGCAGUCGCUCCCUCAGUCCUUAUCCCAGGCCCUUCCUGUGUCCGUGCCCCAAAGUCUGCCACAGUCCCUGUCGCAGUCCCUGGCGCAGUCCCUUCCUCAGUCCCUGCCUCGGCUUAGCCACGUCCCGUCCCUGGCCUUGUGAAGCCCGAGCCUGCGUGAGGCCGGACGCCUCCUGGACGUCGAGGCGUGGCGGCGGUCGCAAGGCCGAGGCGCUCUCCACGAACACUACAUCUCGCGGCGGCCUGGAGUGUAACUCAACGUGACGACGCCGGAUGAGCGAAUAAAAUAACCAAUUCACUUAUGCAAAUAAAGCUGGAUCGGCGGCGGCCAAAUGGGAGGGCGCGAUGAUCCAUUUUGCUGAAGAGGGUCCUAAAUCGACCGUAAAAAUAAUCGUCGACAUGGACUGCAUAAAGCGUGAAGUAUUGACGUGGCGCCGCCUGGGUGUUCUCUCCAUGGUGUGCCACCUCGAGAUCUCGAACACGAUUUUCCCAUAUACUGAACCUCUGCCCUGAAUCACCGAUAAAUCGAACCCUUUCAUAUUUUGCCGAAUUUAAUCUUGAAUGCGACGUAAACCGGAAAAGAAUAAACACUGGGCGCUGAUAAAGUGGUGAUUAAGCGUCACUUCCUGUCAAAUAAAUGGUUGACGCGGUCCUGCCGACAGCGCAACCGACCCUAUCGUAUUUAUACAAUUGGCUGGAUGUCAAUCUAACGAAAUAAAAUCAAGUAUGUAGCUGCCUAGUUUACCAAAGAGGACAACAUUACCUAGUGUACAAUAUUUUACACUCCCAUAAUACUCUGAUAACACAGAAAUAAGUGUCCCAUGAAAAAGGACUGUUAACUAAAAGGUCAUCUGUUAACUUUCAUCGUAAGAAAAAUAAAGGGUUACGACAAAUAUAUAAAUACGCGUUUCCCAUUGAGUACCAUGUGUUGCCAGUGGCCAAGGAAAUUGAACAGAGACGAAUUAUACUAUAUAUUUCAUACUAAGUCCCGCAUGUGCAUUUUAUUACGGCAAGAUAUAAAGCGUUUGCUAGAAGAGGGGAGGGUCUUUGAAAGAAAAGAAAAAAAAGAAAAUAUUGAUUGAUAUUUUUGAAUUGUAUAAAAAUGGAGCUAGUGCAAGAAUAAUGUGUAAAUAAUGUAAUUGUUAAUCCUGGAAAGUGAAGGUUCAACAGUUGGUCACAGCUUUAAGUCUCGUAUGCUCACACAGUUGUUGUAAAUACCCUGUAGAUACUGUCGACCGUAUAACUAAAACGAUGAAUUAGCUAGUAAGUGUAGAAUUUCCGGUGACACGUGACCAUAACGAUUCUAUUGACAAAUACGUGAAAAAAACUGGAUCAAGAUUAGUGUAGAAUGUCUUCGAAAUCAGGAAGCAAACUUAGGAUAUUUGUACAUAAACAUGUUGGAGAUGAAGUGUGAAGUCCCCUUUUAUCCUUUUCCCUUUUUUAGCACGCAUAAGCUCACUUUCCCUUAGCAAAGUGUUAUGGGAACUUGUGAUGCCUCACCAUUUUGGUUUGCUCCAAAUUCCCAGUUACUAAAAAGAUGCAAUACGAAUUGAUGCAAGAUUGCUAAUAGGUGAAAUUUUCUCAAAAUUCACCGUUAUUGGUAUGGUUAUUAUUAUUUGUAUUUCUUUUAUUUUUUCGAUUAAGUUUCCCUUCCUUUGCUGCUAUGAAGCACUGUGUUAUGAGAGAUGUAUGUGCAUUUGUUAAUAACCAUAUUGUGGUUUUAUGUUUAAUAAAUGUUAUAGAACAAGAA
Penaeus chinensis is the source of this 3054-nucleotide messenger RNA. RefSeq names its product homeobox protein GBX-2-like (gene unpg). Gene Ontology annotation, cellular component: nucleus. Gene Ontology annotation, biological process: regulation of transcription by RNA polymerase II; regulation of nervous system development. NCBI's taxonomy places the organism in Eukaryota, Metazoa, Arthropoda, Malacostraca, Decapoda, Penaeidae. The record is from RefSeq and is a predicted model, not a curated record. Gene Ontology annotation, molecular function: DNA-binding transcription factor activity, RNA polymerase II-specific; RNA polymerase II transcription regulatory region sequence-specific DNA binding. The transcript is spliced from 5 exons. The coding region runs from base 260 to 1447 and encodes 395 amino acids.